CGUAAUCAAGUGCGGCUACGUGACAUAUGGUGCAUAGUGACCCACGUAGCCGGAUUACUUCGGGAUCGAGGCCAUGAUUUCACAGGUCUCGAUGUAGCCCAUAUUUUCCCGCUUGGUAGUGUUGGUGAAAAGGUGCGUUGGUGGUCGAUUAUGGAACAAGACUUGAAGCUACUCACUUCACGUAAAUCGGCAGACACACCCGAGAACGCCAUUCUGCUUCGUUCAGAUAUUCACCACUGCUUCGAUGCGUAUCACUUUGCCAUCUAUGUGAGUCUGCCGUAG
Molecule: messenger RNA, 282 nt
Organism: Rhodofomes roseus
Lineage: Eukaryota; Fungi; Basidiomycota; Agaricomycetes; Polyporales; Fomitopsidaceae
Exons: 2
Source: RefSeq, a predicted model, not a curated record